Molecule: messenger RNA, 1504 nt
Organism: Mastomys coucha (southern multimammate mouse)
Lineage: Eukaryota; Metazoa; Chordata; Mammalia; Rodentia; Muridae
Product: dual specificity protein phosphatase CDC14B-like
Exons: 14
Coding region: 31-1371 (446 amino acids)
Biological process (GO): protein dephosphorylation; microtubule cytoskeleton organization; positive regulation of cytokinesis
Cellular component (GO): centrosome; nucleolus; spindle pole
Molecular function (GO): protein tyrosine/serine/threonine phosphatase activity; protein serine/threonine phosphatase activity
Source: RefSeq, a predicted model, not a curated record
GCGGUCCCCUGACGGGCCGCGGCCGCCUCCAUGAAGCGUAAGAGCGAGCGGCGCUCGACUUGGGCCACCGCGCCCCCCUGCUCACGCCGCAGCUCGUCCUCCUCUCCCGGCGUGAAGAAGAGCCGCAGCUCCACGCCGCAGGAGCUGCACCGCCUGGAUCAGGACGACCUGUACCUGGACAUCACGGACUCGCCGGGUCCUUCUCUUGCCCUGCUUUCCAGAUGCUUUGGAGUCAUGAGACGGGAGGGCGCAGGGACCCCUUUGAUGGCCGAGGUGAUCCGAGAUCGCCUUUGUUUUGCCAUUCUCUACAGCAGACCAAAGAGUGCAUCAAAUGAACAUUAUUUCAGCAUAGAUAACGAGCUAGAGUAUGAGAACUUCUAUGCGGAUUUUGGACCACUCAAUCUGGCCAUGGUUUACAGAUAUUGUUGCAAGAUAAAUAAGAAGCUCAAGUCCAUUACAAUGCUGAGGAAGAAAAUUAUCCAUUUUACUGGCACUGAUCAGAGAAAGCAAGCGAAUGCCGCCUUCCUUGUCGGGUGUUAUAUGGUUAUAUAUUUGGGAAGAACACCAGAAGACACGUAUAGAACAUUAAUCUUCGGAGAUACAGCCUAUAUUCCUUUCAGAGAUGCUGCCUACGGAAGCUGCAGUUUCUACAUUACACUUCUCGACUGUUUUCAUGCAGUAAAGAAGGCGAUGCAGUAUGGCUUCUUUAAUUUCAACACAUUUAACCUUGACGAAUAUGAACACUAUGAAAAAGCAGAAAAUGGAGACUUCAACUGGAUAAUACCAGGACGGUUUCUUGCCUUCUGUGGGCCACAUUCGAGAUCCAGGAUGGAAAGUGGCUACCACCAACAUUCUCCGGAGACUUAUAUUCCAUAUUUUAAGAAUCACAAUGUAACUACCAUUAUUCGUCUGAAUAAAAGGAUGUAUGAUGCUAAGCGCUUUACAGAUGCUGGAUUCGAUCACCACGAUCUUUUCUUUCCGGAUGGCAGUACCCCUGCUGAGGCAAUUGUCCAAGAAUUUCUGGAUAUUUGUGAAAAUGUUGAGGGUGCCAUUGCAGUGCAUUGCAAAGCUGGCCUUGGUCGAACAGGUACUCUGAUAGGCUGCUACCUCAUGAAGCAUUACAGGAUGACGGCCGCUGAGAGCAUUGCCUGGCAAGGAGACAGACUUCGGGCCCUGAAAAGCCGGAGACAGCCGAAAGCCAGCGCUCUCCCCCUCACAGUAAUUCUACAGUCCAGUGUUCAGAGCUGUAAAACCCCUGAACCUAACCUUUCUGGCAGUGCAGGCAUUACUAAACGAACCACCAGAUCUGCUUCGGGGAAAAGCAGUCUUAAAAGUCCAGCCAUUUCAAGGACUAAGACAGUCUUACGUUAAAGUAAAAAAACAAACAAACAAACUGGUGACCAGCACUCCAGGGAAGACUAGGAACGGAAAACCCCAAAAGGAUUUAGCCAAUCGAUUUGAGAACAAAGCAGACUCUGCAAUGGCCUUAGCUUCUUUCCACAUA